AUGCGGAAGGGGGACGAUGCAGAGUAUGCCGAGAAUGCAGAGUAUGCCGAGAAUGCAGAGUAUGCAGUCGACGCAGACGACGAUGCAGACGAUGCAGACGAUGCAGACGAUGCAGACGAUGCAGACGAUGCAGACGACGCAGCUGCGGCAACGAGGGAAGAGGGAGAAACGACGGACGAUGUUAGAGCAGCAUCCUAA
Drechmeria coniospora is the source of this 198-nucleotide messenger RNA. RefSeq lists its product as uncharacterized. The coding region runs from base 1 to 198 and encodes 65 amino acids. The record is from RefSeq and is a predicted model, not a curated record. Lineage: Eukaryota; Fungi; Ascomycota; Sordariomycetes; Hypocreales; Ophiocordycipitaceae. The transcript has a single exon.